Messenger RNA from Vidua macroura (Pin-tailed whydah), 5488 nucleotides. It is a transcript of the gene QSOX2, whose product is annotated as quiescin sulfhydryl oxidase 2. Lineage: Eukaryota; Metazoa; Chordata; Aves; Passeriformes; Viduidae. Gene Ontology annotation, biological process: protein folding. Gene Ontology annotation, molecular function: protein disulfide isomerase activity; flavin-dependent sulfhydryl oxidase activity. The record is from RefSeq and is a predicted model, not a curated record. Gene Ontology annotation, cellular component: Golgi membrane. The transcript is spliced from 12 exons. Bases 287 to 2404 code for a protein of 705 amino acids.
UUAUAUAUUCCGUAUUUUGCAACGCUCAGGGCACACGGGGACUCCUUGCUCCCCUCAGGGACACCGGACGGUCCCUGCUUCCCUGAGGGACACGGACAGUCCCGUCAGGGACACGGACAUUCCCCGCUCCCCUCAGGGGACACGGGACGGUUCCGGAUCCCCUCAGAGGACACGGGACGGUCCCCUCAGGAGCACGGACAAUCCCGGCUCCUCCAAGGAACGCGGGACGCUCGCCGCUCCGCUCAGGGACGCGGGCCGGACCCCGCUGCCCUCAGGCCCUGCCGCCAUGGCCGGCGCGUUGCUAUGGCGCGGCCCCGCCCCGCCCCUCUCCGCGCGUCCCAACAUGGCGGCGGCGGGCGGGGGCCGGCGGGCGCUGCUCCCGCUCCCGGUGCCGCUCCCGGUGCCGCUCCCGGUGCUGCUCCUGCUGCUGCUGGCGGCCGCCGCCACGGCGCGGCUGUACCGGCCCGGGCACGACCCGCUGACCGUGCUGACGGCCGGCUCCGUGCGGCCGGCGCUGCUCAACUCCUCGGCCGCCUGGGUGGUGCAGUUCUACAGCUCGUCCUGCGGCCACUGCAUCGCUUUCGCGCCCACCUGGCGAGCGCUGGCGGGGGACGUCAAAGACUGGGAAUCUGCAAUUAGAGUUGGAGUGCUGGACUGUGGGGAAGAAGGGAACUAUGAGACGUGCAAAGAAUAUGGGAUUCACUACUACCCAACUCUUAGGUACUUCAAAGCAUUUACAAAGCAGUUCACAACUGGAGAGAAUUACCAAGCAGGAGCAGAUCGAGAGCUGCAAACACUUCGUCAGAUGAUGAUUGACUUCCUCCAGAACCAUUCCCAGGAGCUGAGACCUCCUGCUUGCCCACCACUGGAUCCAGUGUUGUCCGGUGAUCUCCCAUCUCUUUUUGACAAGAACAGCCACCACUACACAGCCAUUGUGUUUGAGAGCAACAGCUCCUACGUGGGCCGAGAGGUUAUCUUAGACUUGGUCCAGUAUGAAAACAUCGUGGUGAGGAGAGCGUUGAAUUUUGAUAAACCUUUCCUGGAGAAACUGGGGGUCACCUCAGUCCCCUCGUGCUACCUGAUACAACCCAAUGGCAGCCAUGGAUUAAUUAACAAUUUGAAGCCUCUACGGUCUUUCUUUUCUUCAUAUUUAAAGUCACUGCCAGGUGUAAGGAAAAAACUCCUUUUGCCACUGCAGCUGCCUGCUCCAGAAAACAAAGAGGAGAGCACAGAAAUCAAGGUGUGGAAAGAGUUUGAUAAGUCCCGGCUCUACAUGGCUGACCUUGAGUCAGGAUUGCAUUUCCUGCUCCGGGUGGAGCUGGCCACGCACAAGGCACUCGAGGGAGCUGAGCUAAAAACCUUCAAGGACUUUGUCACCAUCUCUGCCAAGCUUUUUCCUGGCCGUCAGCCCGUGGUGAAGUUGUUAGAGACCUUGCAGGAGUGGCUGGUGAGCCUUCCAUUAGACAAAAUCCCUUAUGAUGCUAUCCUGGAUCUGGUCAACAACAAAAUGCGGAUUUCUGGGAUAUUUCUCCCCAGGAAAGUCCAGUGGGUUGGGUGCCAGGGCAGCAGACCAGAGCUGAGGGGCUACAGCUGCUCCCUCUGGAAGCUGUUCCAUACCCUCACUGUUCAGGCUGCACUGAGCCCAAAAGCUUUGGUAAACACAGGUCUUGAGGACAACCCCCAAAUUGUGCUGCAGGUCAUGAGGAGAUACAUCCAGCACUUCUUUGGAUGCAAGGCUUGUGCUCAGCACUUUGAGGAGAUGGCCAAAGAAUCCAUGGAUUCUGUGAAAAGCUUGGACCAGGCUGUUCUGUGGCUCUGGGAGAAGCACAACGUGGUGAACAACAGGCUGGCAGGUGAUUUGACUGAAGAUCCAAAAUUCCCCAAAGUUCAGUGGCCAACUCCAGACAUUUGUCCUGCAUGUCAUGAAGAAAUCAAAGGGCUGCACAGCUGGAAUGAAGCCCAAGUGCUGCAAUUCCUGAAGUCCCACUACAGCAGUGAAAAUAUUCUCUAUAAAUACACCGAGAGCCAGACUGACCCCGGUGACAACGAGCAGGGAGACACGAGGGAGGUGAAAGACAAAAACCUGCUGAAGAACUCGGUGGGAAAUGGAGAAAACAAGCUCCAGGAUAAGGAGAACCCAGGAGAUCCGGGCUCCAAGGUGUUCCAGAAGCCAAUGGGAAAUCCUGGAGCUGUCCAAGGUAGCGGCAAAAGCGCAGCUGCAUCCGUCAACCUCAAAGGGACCAGGCAGGCUGUGUCCUUCCUGGGGAUUGGAUUUUCCAACCUAGACAUGAGUCUGUGUGUCAUCCUCUAUGUGGCAUCAUCCUUGUUUUUAAUGAUCAUGUACUUUUUUUUCCGGGUGAGGUCCAAGCGCUGGAAAGUGAAGGCUCACCGUUCCUCGGUGUAGGAGUUCUCGCUGUACGUGGCUGUUGGGUCCCAGACACAGCUUUAAUAUUUAUGAUCAGGGAUUUUAUAUGCAGUAUUCCUUGGGUCAGGCCCCUUUCUUCCCGAGGCAUUUCCCAGGUGUUCAGCUGAACAGGUGGAGCUGGCCUUGAGAUCCCCAGGCUUUGCCCAAGGCCACGUCAAUGUCCUCGCACGGGAGCGUUGCAUUUGGCAGUUAAGAUUUUUCCAUGACUUCCCACCAACAUCCUUUACUCAUUUCCAGAGUAAACAUUGCAUUAUGCAAUCUGCUGUGCCUGCUGGAGAAGGAAAUUGGAUAUUGUUUUGUGUAUUUUCAAGUCAGGUGUUAUUUUUAUUUUUUUUAAUUCAUCCAGAGUUGAUUUCACCUUCCCGAGUGCUGAAUGGUACCUUGGCUGCUUCACUGGGAGAAGCAGGAAUUCUGAUGUUUCUUUUCAGGAAACAUGAGUUCUCUUCUGAUUAAAUCAAUUCUAAACCUCUGUGACUUUCUGAAAUAUUAUUUACAUAUUUAAAGUAGGAAGCAUUUCAUGUUCAAAUCAUUCAUCCAUUCUCUGGUGCGUUCCAGACGAGGAUAUGUGUGUGUCAUCACUAGGGUGAGAGUUUUGGGACACAAUUAGCAGCCUGAAUCUGAUUGCCAAGUAAUUAUGGUGUUAUCCAGGUGGAAACAAAUCCUGAUGAACUCUAGGAAAGGAAAACAAUGUUUUUAGUGAAGGGCAGCAUGAUUUGUGUUAUUGUGGCAGAACAGAUUGGAAAAUCUAGAAAUAUUGAGUUUCUUCUGUUGAAUUUCCCCAUCACAAGAGAGCAAUUAACACUUCCCUUGGUAUUUCCACACAGAGCUGCCCCAUUCUGGGAUGUCCAGUUCCCUCUACAGCUCAGUGUGGGGUCCUUGGAGCAGCAGUGAGAAGAAAUCCUGAAAACAUUACAAAAUCAUCCUUGGGAGUAGGAGGUGCUGUGAUCCUGGCUGGGGGGGAUAAUUCACGUCCUGGAUAGUGAAGUUUAUAAUCCUAUCCAAUGUAAUUGAGCAUGUUCUAGUUAUCCAUUACCUAAUCUUUAGUUAAUCCUAAUAGGUUUUGGCCUCAAUGUUUUCUCGUGGCAGUGAGUUCUCCAGAUUAAUUAUGUUAUAUAAAAAGGCUUUUCCUUUCAAUUCUACAUUUGCAACUUUUAAUUUAAUUGAAGGUUUGCUGGCUCCUCUGUUACAUGAGAAGGAAUAAGGAGUCCCUGGCCAAUUCCCUGGAUUUAUACCAUUGGUGUGUCCUCCUCUAAUUUCCCUCAGAAGCCCCAGCAAAGAAAGUUUGAAGCCUGGCAACAAAAAAGCACAGAAACUCCACAGGGUUAUUUUUUUUAUAAUCAAAUAUUGGCUGUUCACAAAAUGGAGUGUUUCUGACAGGUCUCUGCAGCAUCCAGUUGGAAAGACAGAACUGAGCUGCAAAGAUUCACUGUCCCUUGUAGCUGAAAUUUAUCACAGUAACACCCACAGAGAGGAACAACUUUCAGGGGCUGCUGUGAAUGUGUCAGAGGAAGAAAUCUCAGUUCUCAGGACCCUGUCAGUCCAAGAUUCCUGCAGAGGGGCUGGGUCUGUGCCCUUGAAGGACCCUCAGAAUUCCAGAGUUCUGGCAGAAGGAACCAUCCUGGGUCUUUCCUCUUUAGGAGUUUGUGACUCCCAUCCUUAGAGCUGCUGGGCUUGGAUUUCAAACCCCCUGCAAGCACAAGGGUGAUGGUGAGCUGUUGGGAAAGGGGGUCCAGGCUCAUCAGGGCCCUUUGGUUUGGGCUGGAAUCCAGUGAGAGAUCCCAGGGCUCAUUCAGAGGAAAACCUGGAGAUUCCACACUGACUUUUGAAAAUCCGGUAACUUUGGGGUGUUCUCAGCCCUCCAGCAAGGACACUUAGCUUUAAAAGAAAAUCCAAACACCAGGAAAACCUAACCCAGCACAGCAAUGCUGAGCUAGUUCAUCCCUGCUGUCAGUAUUGCACAUUCUCAAGUUGAAAUUCAGUCAUUAGUUGUUUAGAAUUCUAACAAGAAUAGACCUGGUUUCAUAAGCUUUGAUUCAUUCUGCUCAUUUUCAUCUGCACAUGAAAGCAAAAGGCCUUGGGGGUUUGUAGGGGUGGUUUUGCCAUGUAAAAACAGCAAAUGUGGGUUUGGAAUAAAGUUUGGGGGUUUUGCUACACACAUUUAACUUCCACAUUGCUGCAACCCUGCUGCAAACACAACAAAAUGAAUCAAUACUCAAACUUCAGUGGCUUUUUUUGUCUCUUCAGACUAUAAAAGUAUGAAAUUAAUGAAAUUAGGAUGUUGCUUGUCCAUGUUGGUGCUCCAGCUCUUGCCAGUGAGCCAGCCAAGGCUUUCACUCCAAUGUCCUCAUCUGGGAAGGUUUUCUUGACUUUGAAUUCACUUGAGCAAAUCUUGGUUUGCUUGGGUUUAUUUUUGUCUUUCUAAUGACAAAUUUUAUGUCUCUGUAACAAUAGCCUGUGCUGAGGCAUGGGGGAUGCUGCCAGGAAAGUGUUUCUGGUUCAAAAAAUUGUCUCCAAGCCCCACAUCCUGAACCUUGGAGGGUUUAUUUGUGUGGUGUGUUGUCCACAGAGGUUCCUGCAAUGCCACUUCCCUGUGGGAAUCGUGCUGUGCUGGGGGCAGUCACUUGGCCCUUUGUAAUUCAUGGAGCUUUCUUUGCUCUCAGGAUGUUUUCAAAUAGGAAAUAUUAAAAUAAAAAGAAUAGCUUGUGCCAGGAGAGACAAAGGCUGCAAGUGCUAAAGAAACCCCAUGAAGUUAUUAGUGAGAACUCCUAAUUUUCUGUAUCCAGCAGUGCAUCCACCCUGCUGUUCCUGCACAGAGCUGGAUGGGAACAAAAGUCCCAGGUGUGGUGUUGCACAUGAGGUGUUGAAAAUAGUGACAAUACCAUUUCAGUAAUUUAAAUGUUCUAUUUAUUUGACGUCAAUAACUUGACAUUUCCAAGUCUGUUCUGGUUGGGUUGGGUUUUUACUGUCUCAUUCCUCUCUUGGAAGGAAAAGUGACUGUUUUGUACUAAAUUGUAAACUAAUGUGCUUGUUUAAAAUAAACUGCAAACGUUUGGGCAAAGUGGA